AGUGAAGGUGGAUUUGAUCUUGCUUGCUAGAUAGCUCAUUUGUAAACCACAAGUAUUGUGUUUUUAUUGGGAAACAUGGCGGACAUAUAUCAAUCAGAAAGCAUUUAUAAUCUGAUCCCCCGGGAGCAGGUUAAAAUGGAAACACUGCCGAGAUACAUGUCAAAGUUCAGAGAACAAGUGAAGCAGGAGAAGCAGAUGAGCAAAUCAGCAUUCAGGACCAUGGGCCCAGCAAAAAUGGAGUUACCCUCCCCAGAGAAAUUUCUGCGCAAGCACUCCAAGGAACCAAAACUUCCUGAAAAAAAAUCUUUCACGUAUCCAGACGAUGGAUUAAGAAAGCCGCAGCUACCAGCGAGGACUGAAAACCCACCGAUGGGCAUGGGCUCCAAAAAGGAUUUUAUAAAGACCAACGCCAUUGACACCAUCCUGGCAGUUCCAAGGAAACCACAGCAGAUAUAUGCUGACACCAGGCGUGGAGAUAAGCAGCCCCUGGAAACUUCUGGUCUUCUCCCGAAAUAUGUGAAAAAGAAGGACUACGGGCAGACCCCAGAGUACCUCCACCAGCACAAAGAGGAGAUGCGGAGAGCCCAGGAGGAGUAUGACGAAUACGUGAAGGAGCGUCUUCGGCAGGGAGCCAUGAAGCAGCUCUCGGAGGAGGAACGGCAGAGCACCCUGGAGGGCCUCAAAAAGAACUGGGAGGAGCUGCACCACAAGUACCUGGGUUUGUCCAUCGUCAUUGACACCACCCCUAAGAAGUACAACAAGGAGAAGCUGGAGAUGGAGAUGAAGCAGUUAGAGAGAGACAUUGACCUCAUCGAGAGACACAAAACCAUCUACAUCGCAAACAAUUAAGAGACUGAGUCACUCUAGAAUAUCAUUUUUUGCUAUAAAUGUUGUCAAUGAUUUAACACUGUUUGAUAAAUAAAUGAUAAAA
Megalops cyprinoides (Indo-Pacific tarpon) is the source of this 931-nucleotide messenger RNA. It is a transcript of the gene enkur, whose product is annotated as enkurin, TRPC channel interacting protein. The record is from RefSeq and is a predicted model, not a curated record. Gene Ontology annotation, molecular function: calmodulin binding. Bases 76 to 849 code for a protein of 257 amino acids. The transcript is spliced from 5 exons. Gene Ontology annotation, cellular component: acrosomal vesicle. Lineage: Eukaryota; Metazoa; Chordata; Actinopteri; Elopiformes; Megalopidae.